GUUACUGUUGAAAAAAAAGAAAAUAUUUCAAGCAUCAAAGCCCAAACUUUUCCCUCUUCUUUUUAUUACUCAUUGAAAUUUUCUUGAUUGUCAUUUUUAAAAACCAGGGGGGCUUAAAUUUGUUUUGCUUAUUCCCAACUAUGCAUUAUUUUUUGCUGGUAUGAUUUGCUCAUCAGAACCUUCAUUUGUUGAAAUGAUUAUGUCAGGCAAAAGGAUAUUUUGCACAGUGGGGAAAUGGAAGUGGAUCAAUUAUUUUGUUGAAAAGAGGAACUUUCUCCUGGCACCAUCAACCAUGACUAAGGAAGAUGGUGUCCAGCAAUUCUGGUGUAAGCAUGAUCACAUUCUGAAAGGGAUAAUGCAACAUGUGACCAUGAGUGUGUCAACUCCUUUAUUGCUGAGACAAAUUUGCCACCUGAGCCAGGGUUUCAAGAUAAAGAAAAGCAGUCAACAUAUACUUCCAGCCAGGAACAUAUUUGGGGGCAUGAGGUGAGUGGACCAAUGAGAUGGAAUAAAUGUGUGUGGGAAGUGAAGCCACAUUGCCUGUGAUUUUAUCCUCCUUCCACUUGUCAUGUGUUCUGUGGUUGGAAAGCUGAGGAAAAUUCAGGAUGAGCUUUCUGUUAUUGGACCUGGUUGUGGGGAUCUUCCUCAUCAUCUACUACAUUUUGGAGUCAUGGGUCCUGUUUUUCAUCCCCAAGAGCCUGAGGAUGAAGGAAAUUGCUGGACAAGUGGCCUUGGUCACUGGAGGUGGCUCAGGGAUGGGCAGACUCUUGUGCUUGGAACUGGCCAAGAAGGGCUGCAGAAUUGUCACUUGGGACAUUGAUGAAGAAGGUAACAAUGAAACUGUGAGAUUGCUGAGAGCAUACCAUGAGUCAUCUUCUGUCAAUAAGAAGCAUGGGUUGGAAAGAGCAAUAAAUGUGGACAGUAUGGUGUAUGGGUUCAAGGUGGACCUGUGCAAAAGGGAUGAUGUGUUCAGGGUGGCCCAGUUGGUGCAGAAGGAAGUUGGCACAGUUGACAUCCUCAUCAACAAUGCUGGUGUAGUGUCUGGCAAGUCCUUCUUGUCCACCUCUGACCAGCAGAACAUUCUGACUAUGAAUGUCAAUGCCAUUUGUCAUUUUUGG
This is a messenger RNA of Notodromas monacha, 1118 nucleotides long. Lineage: Eukaryota; Metazoa; Arthropoda; Ostracoda; Podocopida; Cyprididae. The record is from the annotation of a GenBank genome assembly.